UUCCUAUUUAUUCCAGUCUACUUUUAUACAUUGCUAAAAUAACAUCUUGUGUUUUACGCUGGUCGUGUUAUCAAUAAAAAUAAUUUAAUAAUAAACACAAUAUGUUAUCAAAAAUAUUUCGCGCUGUCAUUCUGGGAGCCCCGGCUUCGGGUAAAGGCACUAUAUCUAAGCGUAUUGUUGAUAAAUUUGGUUUUGCACACAUAUCUCCGGGUGAUGUAUUACGUUUGAAUGUGAUCAAUAAUACAGAAUUGGGCAAACAAGCUAAAGUUUUUAUCGAUCAGGGUAAACUAGUGCCCGAUGAUCUUAUUAUUAAAUGUGUUAUGGGCUGCCUAAAUGAAGUGGGUAAUAAAUCAUGGUUAUUAGAUGGUUUUCCACGUACUGUGGUGCAGGCUCAACGUUUAUCCGAAUACGAGCAAUUGGAUGCAGUUAUUAAUUUGGAAGUGCCUCAUGAAGUUAUUAUAGAAAGAGUGAAAGGUAGAUGGAUACAUUUACCCUCGGGUCGUGUUUAUAAUAUAGGUUUUAAUGAACCAAAGGUGCCGGGAAAAGACGAUGAAACGGGUGAAGAUUUAGUACAGCGUGAUGAUGACAAACCAGAAAUUGUAGCACAACGUUUAAAGAUUUAUGAGGAAAUGAUGAAACCGGUAGUGGACUAUUAUGCAAAACAUGAUUUGGUAACGAAUUUUAAAGGCAAGACUACUGCCGAAAUAUGGCCAAAAGUAGAGGAAUUUCUUAAUGAAAAAACUACUGCUUUAAAAGCUAGACGAGUUUAGGUGAUUUAAACAAAUUAAGAAGAGAACAACAAAAAGCAUAAAAUGUUUAAAAGUUAAAAAAGCUCAAAAGCAAGUUCUAAAUAAUAUUUAUAAGAUAAUAUUUGAUAGUUUGCUUUUUUAUUACUUUUUUUUGCAAAUAUGUAAUAAUAAAUAGUAUUUUUUAUUACUUAAUUAUAAUUAAAUUUAUUUUUGUGAUUUAACAAGUAUGAAAUAUGGACAAACCAAAUAUGUAAUGGUUAGUUUAUCUUUAAGUAUAUACUUGUGUCUUUUUAAUAGACAUAAAGUAAAUAUAUACAAAUAUAAAACAUUGAUAAGGUU
Messenger RNA from Lucilia cuprina (Australian sheep blowfly), 1088 nucleotides. It is a transcript of the gene Ak3, whose product is annotated as GTP:AMP phosphotransferase AK3, mitochondrial. Gene Ontology annotation, biological process: nucleobase-containing compound metabolic process. The transcript has a single exon. NCBI's taxonomy places the organism in Eukaryota, Metazoa, Arthropoda, Insecta, Diptera, Calliphoridae. The record is from RefSeq and is a predicted model, not a curated record. Gene Ontology annotation, molecular function: ATP binding; AMP kinase activity. Bases 102 to 770 code for a protein of 222 amino acids. Gene Ontology annotation, cellular component: mitochondrion; cytoplasm.